CAGGAUAUUUACGUCACCGUCCCAAUCCGCUUUCUUAUUUUUUCACCUCUCUUCCCCCACUGUACAGUGAUCUGACCUGCUGUGCGCUUUAGAUGAGAGAUUAGUGACCGAGUGAUUGCGUUUCGACGCAGUAAAAAAGCGUUACACACGUCAAAACGCAACAAUAACAAAACUAACAACAACAAACAAAAACGUCCUAUGUUAACUUCUACAGCGAAGGGAACAUCACGUGACGCGAUGACCGUCGCAGGAUUUACGCGUCACAUCAGUCACAUGAUCGCGGUCGCAGCUCCGGAAGUCUGAAUUUUUUCAGAGUCAUGGCCGACAGGAAGUCACAGGUGGUGGUGGAAGGCGAGGCGUCCGAGUCGGACUCGGAUCAGGAACUCUACACGUCGUCUGGACUCACGGUUCCGGGUGAAGCCUCGGAGACGGAAAGCGAGGACGAGGAAGUAAAACCCACCGCCUUCCUGCACCAUCUGCCCCCUCUGAGUGUCGAUCGUCAUGACGACGCGUCCGUCACUCGGCAGAGCCCGACCUCGCCCGUGCAUACGUCUGCGUCUGCACCCGGCAGUCACGUUAACUCGCUGCUUCAGCAGAAACUGCAGGAGAGUAACGCACGUCUGUGUGCCGACGUGAGUCAGAGCGUCCGGCAGGUUUAUCACGCAGCCACCAGAGACGUCAAAGCGGCCACGUCUCACCUGAGCCACUCCCAGAGCGUCAUCAUCGCCGCCUCGCACGCUGUCCGUGUCGCCAUGGACGACCUCCGAGCCGUGUGCGACAAAAUCGACAUUAUCACCAGCUGCCGCUUGCUGCCCGACAUCGCCAUGACAACGCCCUCAGCGUCCACGGUGACCUCCGCCGAUCCUCUUUAAACACGAAUCCUGCUGCCAUGUGGACAUGUGUUCCAUUCCCUUUCAGGAACUGCUGUAAACGUAAGGAUUCGAAAUCUGUUAAAAAACCUGCAGCCAUGAGGUUCUGAGGUCAUAUUCCAGGACUGAGCUUUAGUAACCAGGAGGUUUUUGGUUUUAAUCCGUGUUCUGAUACCCAGACUUCCCAGGAGUGGCAGAGAGCAUUCACCAUCCAGGUUAUGGGUUUAAACCUCGUUAUUUACAGAUGAUUAACACUAAACUUUAAAGGCAUCUUUUAGGCCAUGAGUUUGAAUCCCAAAGGAUGUGUCCUGGCAUAGACAAAUUCCUAGUUCAGUUACAGAAGGUUGUGGGUUUCAGACCUCAGCACUGAUGAACAUUUUUGAGAUUUAAUCUCAACAUUCUGCUUAGUUUAACCAGCAUGUGUUCAUUUUAAUGGAAUAAAAUUGCUUUAUAAAUCA
Silurus meridionalis is the source of this 1327-nucleotide messenger RNA. RefSeq names its product biogenesis of lysosomal organelles complex-1, subunit 3 (gene bloc1s3). The record is from RefSeq and is a predicted model, not a curated record. The transcript is spliced from 2 exons. NCBI's taxonomy places the organism in Eukaryota, Metazoa, Chordata, Actinopteri, Siluriformes, Siluridae. Gene Ontology annotation, cellular component: BLOC-1 complex. The coding region runs from base 318 to 872 and encodes 184 amino acids.